GUUUUUGAAGUGACAAGACGUACGGAUCAAUUCUCCAAACCAUAAGAUAGUUUAUUUUUAAACGGAUUUUAUUUAUAUACACACACAAUUUUAAAGUAACACAGCUUGUGAGAUUUUUGUAUUAAUUUAUCCUUACAAUGGUACCAGAGGACACAUCUACUGAAACUGUAAACGGUUGCCAAGGACAACCAGGCGGGUCAGCAAGCAGCAAAGCACCCCCAGGAUUCGCACCGUUAGAGUCUCAAGUAGAUGGGAGAUUUGAUGAACCACUCUGGAUAGAUGUCAAUUUCUCACACAACUUUAGUGACAUUUUGAAGGACAUUGUUGGAGAGGGAAAUAUCCUUAUGCUGGGUAACCCUGAAAAUACAACCAGAGAGGAAGGUGAGGCCCGGGACACGACGGCACCAACAUGGGCAAGAUGGUCGCAGCCUCAAUCGAAACAGAAUACCAGCUUACCAGAACCUAUACAUGAACUUAAAGACAUUCUGAAUGUAAUCUCUGGCAGCGACGUGGGCGAUUUCUCAAGCUCUUCCGCAGAUACAUCAACCGAUAGUUCCAUUUUCAAUUCCGAUAUUCCUGAUUAUGGAUCGAAGCACAGUUGGUUGAGCCAGGAAGAUCGCAUUUGGUCAGUGUCAACUCCUGACAUCUCUUCCGACAUCUCAAACCAACCCGAGCUGGAUGAGUCCGUCUUUGAACUUCAAGGUCUUGUAGAGUUAAUUGAUGCUAUGCCAAGAAACUUCGAGAAUCCCGUUGCCAGGCAACUAGAUGACUGUCCAUAUGGUAACCUAGAUAUCGUAGGUUCCCCACCCCUGAUCGCAUCCUCUACACCCGUUCACAAUACAAACAAGCAACCACCAGCCAACAUCUACAAACAAAAUAGUAAUUCGUACUUCUCCACCCCAGUACGCAUCCGUGAUCAAUUUAUGGGCUACGACGAGUCGCACAUAGACAAUGCUACUCCGUAUGAACGAUUUCUCACUUCCAUUGCAUCGUGCAAAACAUGCAAACAGGCCAACAAAACACACGAUUUGCCAAAAAGUUCUGGAAAUGACAAUAUUGUGGGUUCAACAGAAUGGCUCACGGGACUCUCGGGAGGUAUACUAGGUGAACUCCCUGCUAAUACGCCAAAGCCAAAGAGCAAACGAAUGGCAUCUUUUUCUCAGGGAGCCGAUCCGAGCCAAGCACCAGUGCUUCACCGAAACCGUCAUCUGUCUGAGUCUGCAUUGGAGUAUAUGAGAAACAAUCCCCCUCCCGCUAUUCCAGUGUCAAAGUCUGCUGUAAUAAAACCACCAGUGAGCCAGUCAACCGUCAUCCGACCUCCAGUUGCCCAUUCCGCUGUGAUCCGACCACCAGUAACCAAGUCCGCUGUGAUCCAACCUUCAGCGAGCCAGUCGUCUGUGACCCGAGCUCAAAUAACCGAAUCAACUGUGAUACGAGCAAUAGGAGCCCCAGAAACGCAUAGCAGCGCGAACAACACGGCACAGUACGCCCCUUGGUCACAGGCUGAGGGGGAUCUAGAACUGAUCAACUCUGAAUACGACCAACAGGAUUGGUUCAACGGUCAAACCGGCGCCUUCACAAAACCCUUGGUCGACUACACAUUCUACCCAGUGCCAGACAUGAAAGUCAUUGCCAAUGGAUUGACCAGCCACGAUGCUACAAUUGACACAGAACUAAUGUUCCAAUAAGCGCAGGGACAUUUCAAAUUUUAAGAGCUUUAAGCUGCACUCAUUGAAUUGCAUCUCUCGAACUGAAUCUCAACUUACUGAAUGCUGUUCUUUAAAAACAAUGUAUUGGAAUUUUAAAUGACAUUUUACCAAAAGGGAGUGUUUUUGAUGUAGAAUGGAUAUUUAUGAUGAUCGUUCCUUUGAUAGGUUAACAUGAAUCAAUGCAAUGGAGAAUAACUCGGGGGAUUUUUAUUUCUUUUAAUUAAUGUAAAUAUUGUUUUAUCCAAUUUUAUAGAUGUGAUCACCUAUUCGUAGACAGUUUAAGCACAUUGUAAUUAGAAGGCUAGGCUUGAUGUAGCCGGUUUGAGUUGACUUGUUAAAACAAAAAAUACUAUUGUUUGAUUUAAUGAAAGGCUCAAAACAAUAGAUCAAAAUAUGAAAAGGAGAAUCUCAAAAUUUUUCUAAAGUGCCAUCUAUGUGAUUAAACUUAAUGAAAGAUAGAUGGCAUCGUAUCCGUUCAUCUCAUAUAGCUUUUGGGCUUUUUGACUUGUAUUGUUUGAGUAACGGACUACUUAGCCAAACGCUGAAAACUUGCCAAUAUCUGGUCACUUAUGUGUCAUGGUUUUAAAUGUAGAUCAAUCGAUCAUCAAAGAAUUUUAAUUUUAAAUUCUUUUUUUUACCAAAGUAACAAAAUGGCAACCAGCAAUAUGAUACUUGAACAUAAAAUAAAUGAGCAUGUUUUAAUGGAUUUGAAAUGUUUUGUUAAGAGUAAUACAAACCUUAAAACAUUUAUAAUUUCAAACAAAUGAAUAUACAUGCUAGAGUCUCUAACAUGUCUAAUGUACUACUUAAGGGUGUCAGAAGUGCAGACUCUACAAAGUACAAUAUACGGGUGUAAUAUAUAACAACUUGACAUGAUUUUAAGCUUGUCCCGAUCUAUAUUAAAAUGUUUCUCAACAUAAAUUUAAAGACUGUAGGUGUAGUUUCUCCAAACCUCAA
This is a messenger RNA of Owenia fusiformis, 2666 nucleotides long. NCBI's taxonomy places the organism in Eukaryota, Metazoa, Annelida, Polychaeta, Sabellida, Oweniidae. The record is from the annotation of a GenBank genome assembly.